AUGGUUGGAUUCCUGUAUGGCAUUGAGUCAAAAACUUUGGUAACUGAGAACGAGAUGCAAGAUGAAUCUGAAGAUAGUAUUGCUGCUGAUAUUGAGAAGAUGCCAGCUGAAGGUUUUGAAGAAACUGAGAAACAGUUACAACAGGCACCAUUGGAUGAGGAAGAAGAACCUUCAGAAGAAGCAAAACAAGAGGAUGAAGAUCAUAUUGAAGAAAUGAUCAGUCUCUCCGGACCAAAUAGUGCUAGUGGUGAAAUAUGUACAAGAUGGGGCAAGCUUCAUUGCAGGACUGGAGCUCAAUUGAUAUACUCUGGAUUGGUUGGUGGUGGUCAUUAUUACAAUCAGAAAGGUAAUAUUGGAAGAUAUCUUUGCCUUCCAAAGUAUCUCCAGUACCUAAGCACUGAGGCACCUUUUGCUGCUUCAUACAUAUAUGGAGCUGAAUAUGAAAUAGGCAACAAGGUCUUUGGUAAAACAACACAAGAUUAUAACGUCCCGUGUGCUGUUUGUCUUUCUCCAAAAAAAGGAACCAAACUUGUCAUCCCUGCCUGUGUUUCAUGCCCAUCAGGCUGGACAGAAGAAUACUACGGCUACUACAUGUCAAGUUAUCAUGGACACAAUCUUAAUGUUAAUCCUGAAUGUGUUGAUCAUGUUCCUGAUGUCAUCAAUGGCAGUGAGGCUAACACAAAUGGUGUAUUGUUUUAUUUCAUGCAAGUCACCUGUGGAAGUGGUCUACCUUGUGGUCCAUACAUCACUGACAGAGCCAUCACUUGUGUUGUAUGCACAAAAUGA
Amphimedon queenslandica is the source of this 786-nucleotide messenger RNA. Its product is annotated as short-chain collagen C4-like. The transcript is spliced from 4 exons. Lineage: Eukaryota; Metazoa; Porifera; Demospongiae; Haplosclerida; Niphatidae. The coding region runs from base 1 to 786 and encodes 261 amino acids. The record is from RefSeq and is a predicted model, not a curated record.